Messenger RNA from Seminavis robusta, 1862 nucleotides. NCBI's taxonomy places the organism in Eukaryota, Bacillariophyta, Bacillariophyceae, Naviculales, Naviculaceae. The record is from the annotation of a GenBank genome assembly.
UUUAUAUUUAGGUUUCGGCUUGAUUUCACUAGUUAUUUACCAUAGUGAUUUGGUUUCGAUUUUAUAUUUUGGUUUCGGUUUUAUAUUUUGGUUUCGGUUUUAUAUUUUGGUUUGGAAUUGAUCAAUUUAAUUGGAUUCUUAAAAUCCUGAUUUCGGGCCCUUUCAUUCGGAAGGGACAGAAAGAUACGGCACUGUAGAAAGAAGACCACAGAAAACCAUCAAAGAGCGACAGUCGAGUCAUAAUAAUUUAUUGAAUCUAGCCAGCACUAGCUAGCUAGAACCAGGAGACAAAGAAGAGGUAUACUACUAGUAUAGAAAAGAAUAGAAGAAGAAACCAUGGGAGAAGACGAAUUGGACCUGGAUCAAGAACUCGCAGCCUUGGAUUUGGAUACCAACUUUUUGGAAUCCACCGAUUCCUUGGAAGAGGCACAGGACGACGACGACGACGCCAUUGACCCAAUACCAAUAGCGGAAGCAGCAACACCACCCCGGGCGACGACUCCCCCCAGGACGGCAUCACCCAAACCUCCUUCUUCCAAGUCGAAUCUGGGAGAUUGGGCCAAUCGUCCCGAAAUUUACAGUCGUCAUUACAAACCCAAUCCACAGGAACGAGCAGAACUCGAACAAAUUGCCACUCUGCUCGGCGUCAAGUCGGGCUUGUUGAAAUCGGGUGGAAAGAAUCCCUUGGAAAGCAUUUUUGGCGGUGGUGGCAAUGGAGACGAUGCUACCAAAGAUGAAGAUCCUCACAAUCCACAAUGCCAAUGGAAUCGAUUGGUCGUGGGAAAAGCCACGCAACAAACUCAAAAUCUACCCAUUUCGCUACUCCUCAAACAAGGCACCGUCUUGUAUAAAGAUGUCGACGAUGACGGCGAAACGACGACGCAUCAUGGAUGUCAACUGUUGCUAUUUACGCGCGGAUUUUUAAUUGCCAAACCGGAAACCGUCUCGGCGGGAUUGUUUGGCCGACAAAAAUCCGAAAUACUGACACCGCUCGGCAGUGCCCUCUGGACCAAUGUUCGACAAAUUCAAACCACUGUUCAUCAAACUUUGAAAUUGACCUGUCACGACGGGACCACCACUUUUGAAGUUUUGCCGUCGCAAGAUGUCGCCACGUGGACCAAAGUCCUCCAAACAGCCGCUAUACAAGCACAUGCUCAGUUUUUGUCAGCGGCACAGCACACAGAACGAGGAUGGCAAUAUCGACUCUGUCAGACACAUUGGUUCACCGAAGCCGUGACGGGUGUUUGGGAAGAUGUCGGAUUGGAAUUUGCCACCAAAGACAGUGCCGAACAAGGAUUGGAUCAACUCGAUUCGUACAAUCACUAUGCGCCCUUGCAUUACGCUACACGGGCGGGACAUUUGGACGUCAUUCAACACUUGUUGCAAGCCGGAGCCAAUCCCAAUGUCGAAGAUGGAGAAGGAAAAACUCCCAUGUAUUAUGCCGAACGCGAUCAACUACACCACGCCAUUGUAUCCGUCUUGACCGAAUUUGGAGGCACACACUCGCAAAAGGCAGAAGAAGAAAUGAGAGGAGAACUCUUUGGAAAGGUGGCCGACACGGAACGGGCGCGAGAAGAAAAGAGAGAAGCCGAGGCAUCCGCCGCAAAAGCGGCACAAGAAAAGGCCGCCACGGCACAAUCCCAAAUGGCACAAAACCUGAACGCCAUGCACAAACGAGGAGAAAUGAUUGAAGAACUAGGAGACAAGGCUAGUGAUUUGCAAGACGGUGCGCAGGAUUAUGCAGAUAUGGCGGCACAGCUCAAGGAGAAACUGAAAAAGAAGAGUGUCUGGGGAUUUUAGCUAGCGUGCGUACCGUACAGUGUGUAGUUGCAGGUAAACGGUAUGAGGUAGCAGGAAUAGAU